Messenger RNA from Linepithema humile (Argentine ant), 4014 nucleotides. Its product is annotated as aminopeptidase N-like. Lineage: Eukaryota; Metazoa; Arthropoda; Insecta; Hymenoptera; Formicidae. Gene Ontology annotation, cellular component: cytoplasm. Gene Ontology annotation, biological process: proteolysis; peptide catabolic process. Gene Ontology annotation, molecular function: zinc ion binding; metalloaminopeptidase activity; peptide binding. The record is from RefSeq and is a predicted model, not a curated record.
UUAAAUAAUAUACAAUUAUUUAUGUAAAUUUUAUUAUUUGAGUUUUUUUUAAUGAAAGACUUAACGUUUAGAUCAUAUUGUCGCGAGACAACUACCUUAAAGACUAAGAAUUCGCAUAAUUCGAAAAAAGGCUCCGCGCUAACUUCAGUAAUCGCGCUUUUUUGAUAAUUUGGAUAGUUUUGAAAACUUAAAAUCUGACUACAAAAUUUAUAUAAAUAACAAUACCUCGAUAUUGUUAUUGUUGCAUUUCCGAUCUAUUAUACUGAUAACAAGUUAUCUUUAUCUUCAAUAAUUACAAGAAAUAUCUGCAGUAUAGAAUGAAUUUGUGCGAUUUCUAAGAAAGAAUUUCAAAAUUCCGUAGAAAACAAGUAAACCGCUUUAUAGCCACAAUAUUUAUAUAAUCAGAAUAUUAUUACAUUUAUGUAUUAUGCUGAUUUUAAAUUAUUUUAUCAUUAAAAUUUCGGAAUGUAAGCGAAUUUGUAGUAAAAAAUAUUUUUUUAUAUGCAAUAAUUCGAUGGGAAAGAAACGGACAUACUGUCAUGAUUUAAUACCAGCAAACCACACUAUUUGGUACGAGAUAUGGUAGAAAUGGAACACAAUGUUUGAUAACGCGGAUAUUUGAAUUUUUUUAUGUAUAAUGAAGAGGACGCUAGUAACCGAAACUAUAUUAUCAAUUAAAAUAAAUACACAAAGACGUUCACAAACAUGUAACAAUGAUUUAAUAAUCCAUUUACGUUACAAAAUUUAAUUUUGUAAUUUACAGAGUCUUAUUUGCAUCACAAAAAUUAAGAAUUUUUACUCUGUCAGUCAAUAUACAAAUUGAAAGAAUUGAAUGUUAUUUCAUAAAAGAUUAAUUUGUACAAAAUUAUUAUGUACAAAAACUCUAUUAUAACUCUUAUUUUAAAAUAUUAUAUAUACAAUAUUACAACUGCGUGAUUUCUGUUUUCGUCUAUCAAUUAGUAUCAUGCUUUAUGCUGAGAGUGACCUCUUAAGAACUGUUUAGAUGCUAAAACGUGUAUAUUAUAUCGACCAAUAUUUUUCUCAGUGUUCGAUGUCAUAGCGAAAUGAUAAUAUCGCGGAAAAGUUUAUAUAUCUUUCAACAUUCACAAUUCGAAAUGGUGUUAGAUGUAAUAUUCUUAAAAAAUUGUUCCUGGUAAAUUCUUGUGUUACAAUUAAUAUAUAUAGGUCAAAAUUCGAGAAAUUACAUCAAUAUGGCAUUCCAAAAAUUUUUAUUAAAUAGCGGACUAGUGUUAAUCGCAACAAUAACCAUUUCUCUUCCAACUGCUAACUGUAUCGAAAAUGACAAUCCAGUUACUGACAAGAACUUGCCAGAAAUAGUACCGUUGCAUUAUAAUGUCGAAAUACGAUUUUUAUUCAAGGACAAUAUUUUACUCGGACAAUGUAAUAUUGUUAUGCGUAUUAACCGUGUAUUGCACUUAAUAUCACUGAAUUCCGUACCUGUUCAUAUGAAUAGAGCAAUCUUGAUUGAUAGUAAAAAUAUUCCGAUUAAAUCUUCUGCAAUAAUUAACAAGUCUGAGAAUACUCUUACUAUUAAUUUGCAUCAGGAUGUACCUCCUGAAACAUACAUUCUAAAAAUUACAUAUGCGCGUAUUAUACAUGAAAACAGAAAAGUUUCUUUACCAAUAUAUCAAGACAAAUUAGGUGAUCAAAUGUUGAACCAAACAGGUGUUGAAGUAAUGAAGGCUUUACAACUAUUUCCGCACAUAAACGAGUCAACCAUCAAUUGCUUGUAUAAAAUUGCCAUCAAACAUGAUGAAGAAUAUGCAGUUUUAUCGAAUAUGCCUAUACGAGCACGAAAUAAAGCUGACAAUCGCAUGAUGUGGACUGAUUUUCACGAACAAUUAUUAAUGUCUGCUCAACACUUAUCGAUUGUGAUAACUACAUUUACUAAUGUUUCUAGUCACCUUGCAAAGGUUACCAUAUGGUGCAGACAAAAUGUUCAGCAACAAAUUUAUUAUGCACGAGAUGUUAUUGACAAGGUUGUACCUUAUGUUCAACGAAAAUACUUGCGGACAGUACCAAAAUUGGAUAUUAUUGCAUUGCGGCAUUCCCACGAUAGUCAUACGACAUUGGGACUCGUUUUGCUGAGAGAAGCAGAUAUUAUUUACAAUGAAACCUUGCAUCCCGUUACACGCAAAAGAGAAAUUGCGCACAUAAUAGCGCGUCAAUUGGCGUUACUUUGGUGUGAAGAUGCAUUACUUUGGUCAAAAGAAGGUUUUGUUACAUUUUUCGGAGCGCAUAUCUUGGAUCAGGUGUACCAAGAUGAUCACAUGAUGGAUUUAAUGGUCGUUCAAGCACAGCAAGAUUCUUUACGUUACGACACUCCUUCUACUAUAUACUCUCCAACAUUGAAAAACACAAACAUUUCUCAAGUCAUUUCACUAGGGUCUGCACAAAAUCAAAUGAAAUCAUUCAUAAUAUGGCGCAUGUUACACCUUAUCAUUCCUAGUGCGUUUUGGCGUGGUCUCCGCACACAUAUAUAUAAGCACCGUAUGUAUUUAAACACGACGCCAGGUGAUUUAUGGAACACUAUGCAAACUAUUCACAAUGAAAGUGACCCGAAACAUAUGCUUAGUUCUCAUUUAAAAAAAAUAAUAACCAAUUGGAUAACCAAAAAAUAUUAUUUUGUUCCAAAUGUGAAACAAACUCAUUUUCCUGCACAGCACUUCUUAGGUUGGGAGAUAAGCUACAUUCAAUCUCCAAAUCUAUCACUUAAGAAUAAGACAAAAAUUUGGAUACAUGUAACAUAUAUGUUGCAAUCGUCUUUUAAUUUUAACAAGACUGUUCAUUCGUCUUGGAUAACUCCGAAUAUAUCAAAUAUACAAUUUGCAGACAGUAACUAUAAUGCAACCGAUUGGAUUUUAGUCAACAUACAACAAACUGGGUAUUAUCGCGUCAAGUAUAAUCACGAACACUGGAAGAAACUUCUGCGCUAUUUAAACUCUGAAAAUUAUUCGAAAAUACAUAUUCUUAAUCGUGCUCAAAUCAUCGAUGACGCGUUUUACUUCUUUUUACAAAAAGAACUCAGUUACAACUUCUUUUGGAAUCUUACGAGGUUCGUAACACAAGACGCGAAUUUUGUCACAUGGUAUCCUAUGAUCAAAAUCUUUGAAUUCUUUGCUUGCAUGUAUCCGCUUGAAUAUGGUUAUGGUUUUAUAAUAACGAAAAUGAUGAAAAACAGAAUAAAUCAACUUUUUACAAAAAUAGGAUACACUGAAAAACCGACAGAUCACAUUCUUACUAUAUAUUUGAGACAAGAAGCUGUAAAAUGGGCAUGUAUACUAAAUGUUUCUAAGUGCCAAGAAGUAGCUGCUUCGAAAUUCAACAAAGAACUUCAAAAUUCUGUAGAAAACAAUAAUUUGAUAGGGAAGAAAUGGAUAUACUGUUAUGGUUUAAGAACAGCAAACUACACUAUUUGGUACAAGAUAUGGCAGAAAUGGGAGGCAACGUCUGAUGAAAGUUAUUUAGAAUACCUAACAUGCUCAAAUUAUCAUAUUAUUUGCACUCUUUUGAAAAUAACAGUAUCAGAAAAAAUUCAGCCUAAUGAUAGCAAACGGGCCAUUAGGCGUGCCAAUGCAUUUCUUUUUACUGUUGCCAAACAUUCAAAAACAGAAGAAGUGAAUUCUUGUCUUUUUGAAAUUUUUGAACAAAUUAGUUUCAGUUCAAAUAGGCCAAAUGACAUAAUUGCAACAUUAAUUGUAAUUAUUACGCACUCCGAACGUUACAUGGCAAGGGUAAAUAUAUUCGCAGAAAAGCACUAUAAAAUACCAAUGAUUCAAGCCAUUGAAAGUAAAAUAAGAAAACGAAGAUCGGAAGUCGGAAGACUAGUCAACAACUACGGGUACUAUUUUAGUAACACCAAAAAGACAUAAAUAGCAAAAUAUCUGAGUCAAGAUAAAAGACUAAUUCACUUGUUAAUCAUAUACAAUCAUAUACAUGUAUCGAUAACUAUUAUAAUCUCUGCUUUGGCUUUUAUUAAAUAAUAUCUGAGAA